Molecule: messenger RNA, 1900 nt
Organism: Anopheles aquasalis
Lineage: Eukaryota; Metazoa; Arthropoda; Insecta; Diptera; Culicidae
Product: gamma-butyrobetaine dioxygenase-like
Biological process (GO): carnitine biosynthetic process
Cellular component (GO): mitochondrion
Molecular function (GO): oxidoreductase activity
Source: RefSeq, a predicted model, not a curated record
CACUCGACGAGCACAGCAUUUCUAGUGCGCGUGUCCCCCGUCGUUGUUCUCAGUCUGGGCUGUGUCAAGGUCCUGCCGCGGCGUAUCUCGUGCGAAUCGGUUGUUCAUAGUCGCCUACUGCUAUCGCUAAUCGCGCGCAGUUUCUGUUUAGUGAUCGCUUUAUACUUUUUUGCCGUAAGCCCCCUUGCCAGUCUACUAAGACGAACCGUGCCUAGUGCGUUAUGUUUCUCUCUCGGUCCGUUUCUGCUGCCAGACGACUAGUCGUCGCCUCGAAAACAGUGAAACAACCCCCGGUGUACAACGGUGUAUCCGAAGUGGUCAGUUGCACAGCAAAUGGUCGCUCAUACGCUGCCAGCUCCGGUACCGUACGUAAUGCACCAUCGACCCCACUGGCAGCGGCACCAAAUAAUCACCAGCUCAGUCCAAAGUUCACGGCGGUGCCGGCGGAAGAUACGGGUCGAGCCGGCGAAGAUCCGCUAACUUCGCGGCCAGUGGGACACCACCGAUGGCUGAUAAGCAAAGCGUCGCUUUCGAACGAUGACCGUUCGCGGGUGGUGCUCCUUGUGCUCGUCGGUGAUGAUGAGACAUCGGCACGGCGAUACGAAUUUCCCGCCAUUUGGCUCCGCGACAAUUGCCAGUGUGAGUCGUGCUUCCACGCUGGCUCCUUGAGCCGUGUCCUGAACUGGGAACAGUUCGAUGUUGAACAGGUUCACGUGGCUGCCGUACAACCGAUCGACGGUGGCCACUCGUUGGAGGUACUGUGGAAAGGAGAAGACAAUGGUAACCAUGCUGCUGUUGGCCAUCGAUCGGUCUACAGCGUAGAAUGGUUGUUGGAGCGAAGUUUCCGGCCGGAAGAUAGCGAAGCCUACUUAGAGGAAUGGUACCGACCGGCACCGGAACUGUGGGGUGCGGCACGAUUCCACGAGGUGUUACAAGAGUUUUCCUACGCCGAUGUACUGCACGAGGACGAAGCGUUGAGGCAGUGGAUCGAGGCACUGAUCCGGUACGGGGUGGUGAUGAUCAAGGGUGCGCCAUUAACCGAGCACGAAUGUCGCCGGUUGGCGAAUCGGGUUGGGUUCAUCCGAAAAACACAUUACGGCGAGGAAUUCAUCGUAAAGGCCAAAGAGGGCACUAGCAACGUGGCGUACCUUUCCACUCCGCUCCAGAUGCACACGGAUCUGCCGUACUACGAGUACAAACCGGGCUGCAAUCUGCUGCACUGUCUGGUGCAAUCGACCGAUGCAGGCGGCGGUGGCGCCAACCUGAUUGCCGAUGGGUUCUACGUUGCCGAACGGGUACGGCGGGAACAUCCGGACCAGUUCCGGCUGCUGAGCGAAACGCUCGUCAACUGGACCGACAUCGGGGAGGACGAAGGUGGCAAGUUUCAUAGCAUCUACCGGGCACCGGCCAUCUGCAUUGGCCGUGAUGGAGAGCGGCUGGAGCGAAUCAAUCACAGUGUACCGCAGCGUGGUAGUCACUUCUGUGUUCCGAUCGAGCAGGUUGAUCGUUGGUACCGGGCAAUGAACCGAUUCGUGCGCAUCCUGCACGAGGAAGCGGUCCAAUUCCGGACAGUGCCCGGUGAUAUCCUUACCUUCAGCAAUGUUCGCGCGAUUCACGGUCGCACCGGAUACCGGGACACGGUACAGAACACACGCCAUCUCGUCGGUGCGUACCUGGAUUGGGACGAGAUCUACUCGAAGCUACGGGUACUCAAGACAGCCGCCAAGACGACCGCCACGGGAUGAAACCACCAACACACCACCGAAAGAGAGAGUUAAAUUGUUUAAAUUCUUUAUAUUAUUCUGUUCUGCUCCGUGUGUAUUCACUUGGCGCACACGUGCGCACGUUUCGCGUUUUAAAUGAUAAUGUUCGAAGUAAAAGGAGAGGAGGGGGGGGGGGG